AUGAAAGUCGAUUCGCAUAGUAACGAGCGUGGCGCACUUGGACGUCUGCGGGUCCCACAUCGCCGGCAGCAGAUACUUCCGCCCGUUCACGCCGUGCGCGUUGUAGCUGGCGCCGCUCGCCUCGUCCGUCAGCACGUUACCCGCGUAUCCCGGGUAUGCGCCCGACCCGAACACCCCCGUGCACGCCGUCACCGCCUCCAGCGGCGCCGCCGCCGACCCCUGGAAGUACCCGCUGUUGAAGGGGUUCGUCACCGCCCCGGCCAGCACUGUCGCCAGGUUGAUCACCAUCCCGUCCACUCCAACGUCGCCGCUCGGCGCCACCAGCGGCGGAGACUGAGGCCCGUACAUCGGCUGGUGGAACGGCCACGCGCAGAAACCCGGGCACUGGCUCGCCGCGUUCCCGACCCACGCGUACGCGAAUCGGGCCGGCGACCGGUUCGACCCGUGCCCGCCGCACCGGUUCAUGCAGAACCCGGCGACGGCAACGUCCUCCGCCGUCAGGACGACGUUGACCGCCCCGCCGGCGUGCCCGCCCCUGGCCGCCAGGUACACGAUGUGCGAGUUCUUGAGGGACUUCCCGAGGGAGUACUUCUCGUCGAGGAUCUGUUUCCCGACGACGACCCUUGGCGCGCCGGCGGCGCCCUUGUACUUCUCCGUCGUCUUCCACCACGAGGCAACGGAGGGGGCCGGAGGUGCGGCGGAGUUGAGCGACCGGAGGAAAUCAACGAUUAUGGAGCGCUGGACCGGGGUGAAUUUCCCGUACCAGACGAGGUUGAGGGUGACAGUGCCCUUGAGGAGGGCGCCGUUGUGGUACUUGAGGACCAGCGGCUGCUCCUUCACGAGGGCCGCCAUGGUCGAGGACAGAGAAAGGAGGAGGAAGAAGGAGACGAAGAGUGUGGAAGAACACAUUUUGAAUUAGAGUGGCAAAAUACUAAGGGAAAUGUCAACGUCGGAGCUAGUGGACGCGUGGUAAGAUGUGAUUGGCUGCUUUGGGAUGUGUGGCCAGGCUGGAAGGUGACGCGGUUACAAAUCAAUGUGAUUGGCGGCUUGGGAUGUGUGGCCAGGCUGGAAGGUGACGCGGUCGUUCCCGUGAUGACGUGGAAUUUUGCAAUUUGCCAGAUCCAAGUGGAGAAAGUUGCACAAAAAAUUUCUUUAAAUACUAUUGGCUAG
This is a messenger RNA of Striga asiatica, 1170 nucleotides long. The record is from the annotation of a GenBank genome assembly. NCBI's taxonomy places the organism in Eukaryota, Viridiplantae, Streptophyta, Magnoliopsida, Lamiales, Orobanchaceae.